AUGACCGGCACCGACGACAAUGAGAAGACGUCUGCUUCUCGCCCUCCUCCGCCACCCAACGAGGACUACCAUGGCGAAGAUAGUGAUGGCCAGGAGGAUGAUUCGUCACGCCGCCGCUAUCCAGAUGAGGACGAUGGCGAUGAUGGCGACGAUGACGACGUGUUUGGCGGGUUCGGCCCCCCUGGCGGCCUAUCAUCCACGCUCGCAGCCUUGACAGGCAUGAUGUCGGGCAUGAACGCCCGCCUGCGAGAUAUCCUGUCCAAUCUGCGUCAGAAGGAUGACCCAACGUUGCACCUGGUGGCGUUGAAUGAGCUGUCUGAGAUCCUUCUGAUCUCCAAUGAGGAUAACCUCCAGGGUCACUUCUCGACAGACUCUUUCGUCCGAGAGCUCGUCUCCCUAAUGAAGCCUGACGAAUUCACAGAAGCUAACCCUGAGACUAUGCUGCUAGCCUGCCGCUGUCUAGCCAAUCUGAUGGAGGCCCUGCCUUCCAGCGUGACUAACGUUGUCUACGCGGGUGCCGUGCCCGUCUUGUGUGAGAAAUUGAGGGACAUUCAAUUCAUUGACCUGGCUGAGCAGGCCCUGAGCACUCUCGAAAAGGUAUCCGCCGAGUAUCCUUCCUCCAUUGUGAAGGAGGGCGGCCUCGCCGCCUGUCUGGAGUAUCUCGACUUCUUCCCCAUCAGUACUCAGCGCACGGCCGUGACGACUGCUGCAAACUGUUGCCGUAACCUGCCACACGACUAUUUCAAUGUCGUCAAGGAUGCCGUGCGAAUUCUCCGAGACGUGCUCAAGAACAAUGAUCCGCGUGUCGUGGAGCAAGCCUCAAUCUGUGUCUCUCGCAUCGUCGAUACCUGGCGCCACACUCCCAGCAAGUUGGAAGCCCUGGUCAGCGAAGAUCUCCUCUCGUCUAUCUUGCGGCUCCUCAUGCCGGGCAGUACCAACCUCAUCGGACCCAGCAUCCACACCCAGUUCCUGCGCGUCUUAGCAUCCACGGCCAAGGCGAGUCCCCGGUUGUCCGUGGAGCUGAUGAAGAUGAAUGUGGUCGAGACACUAUACCAGGUGCUGACAGGCGUCUCUCCGCCUGAUGGGACUGAUGAUGUCGCUUCGAAGCUUGACAGCGUGCUCAUCAUGCAAGCACUCAUUCAUCGACCCAGGGAACAAAUCAUCGAGGCUCUCAAUGUUGUGUGUGAGCUCUUGCCUAAGCUUCCGGCCGGGGCGGCCGACCCGACCAAGGGCGGCUUCACAGAUCCCGCUGCCGGCGAAGGGAACAUCGGUUCAUCACCGCCACGCCGGAGGUCCUCAGACGAGAAGCGCGUUCAACUGCUGGAAGGUUGCAAGAAUGAAGUGCGACGCUUCGCGUUGAUCCUUUUCCCGACCCUCACAGACGCCUUCUCUAGCACCGUCAACGUUACUGUGCGUCAAAAGGUCCUGUUGGCUCAGCUUAAGAUGCUGUACAAUCUGGACGUCGACAUCCUCACGGAAGCCUUGGCGCCAGUGCCGUACGCAUCCUUCCUGGCGUCUAUUGUGUCUCAGAAAGAUGACCUUACACUGGUCGCAGCAGCCCUGGACGCUACCGAUCUCUUGAUGAGCAGACUCGGCAGUAUCUACCAAUACCAGCUCUACAGGGAAGGCGUCAUCACGGAAAUCGCCAGGUUGGCUAACGAGACAGAGUCUGAUGCCAAGACGGUUACGAGCGGAAUGCAGCGCUUGUCUCGACGCUCCUCGGCGGGAUCCGCGGACCAUUCAUCCUCGGGAGACUCUCUAGAUGGAGAUGAUGCUCACGAACAUGACGAUGAGGAUGAUGAAGAUGACGAUGAGCCAUCUCACCACUCCUCGGAUGGGGAGCGUGACGAGGACAAUGACGAUGAAGAGGACGAUGAGAGUGAGCACGGAGCGCCACCUCGGGCUCUAUCCGGGUCACCUGGCAGUUCUGGCGGCUCGACGAUGUCUAUUGACGCCCCGCCCCCGCCACCACCAUUCACCGAGAACCAGCUUCUGCGGUCCAGGAUUCACGCGUCGGCGAAGGAUUUUUUGGAGGACCAUGAGACGGAGAAGAAUGCCAAAUCCAUGAAGAAGAAGGCUGUCAAGAUUCUGAGCGACUUGUCUAAAUUGGCUGGCGACAUCGAGACCUUCUACCUCCGUCCGACUACCUCUCCUAGCGCUGCGAGCGGGACUGGCAAGAAGCUCUUCACGAAGUUGGCCAGCUAUUUUGACUCUGAUCUCUUCGAGAGCGCAACAAGUGCAGAGCUGCUGGACUCGGGCAUCGUCCGCAUCCUGGAGCAGGUGUUCAGCAACCCUGACGAAGACCUGGCAAUGGCAGCUCAGGCCGCCUUCAUCGAGGUGUUCAUGGGAUACACUGUCAAGUCCAAACCGAAGACGGCUACCGCCGAUUCCCCUGCUACCCCCUUCAGCAUGAUGGUACACAAGCUCCAGGACCUCCUCAGCCGCUCUGAGCACUUUGAGGUCUUCACAGUUUCGAGCAACUCCCACGGGGACAAUCACCGCAGCAACCCCGCAUCGAUGUUGGCCAAGCAGAUUCGUCUCAAGCUCACUGCUGAUGACGACUCCGACAUUCCACGCGUGUACAGGAAUAUCAUGGUGUCCAUUCAUGCGAUCGCGACCUUCAAGUCUCUAGAAGACUACCUACGACCUCGGAUCAGCUUGUCCGACCGUCCUCGACCCUCGAGAGGGGGUCGUGACGGUCUUUCCAGGGCACUGGCAGCAAUGGCAGGAGGAGCGUUCCCAUUCGGUGCAGGUCCUCCAGGUGGAUCCGCCCGCCUCCCUUCACGCCUCCCGCCACACAUGGGCGCUGCUACUCCCCCGCCCCUGGUGCCACCUGCGGCAUCAAGCUCUCGGUCUUCACGCAAAGCGAAGGCUCGGACCAACUCGACAGCUGACACGCCAAGCACCCCGGAAGCUGCCUCGUCUGCAUCUGCAGCUAAGGUUGUGUUGCGACGGUCAAGUCGACGUAAUGCUGUAGCGAACGACCCACCACAGCCAAGUCGCCCCCCGCCCGAAGAUGAGGAUGAUCUCGAGGACGCGCUCGAGUGUGCGGACGAGAAACACAUCGAAGAAGAUGAAGACUCGGGGGAUCACAGUGCUCUGGAUGCCAUUCUUGAUGAGGAGAUGGAUGAUGCUCCUACGCCAGACCCCUCCGCUGUCAAUCUCGAAGUUACCGGCAACAAAAUCACCGCACGAAAGGAAGAUGGUACCCGCGUCCCUACACCAUCCUCGAUCAGUGGUAGCAGCAGUUUGGCCCACCGCUCCAGCCUGCUUGCAAACGCUCUGAUGAACUCGCCUUCGGCUUCUUCAUCUCGGCCCAUGUCUUAUGCUGCUGCGAUCCAGUCCAUUCCCCAAGACUGGCACCUGGAGUUCAGUCACCAAGGCAAGGUUGUCGGCAACGAGACGACUAUUUACCGUGCUGUCCAGAAGAUGGGCUCCGGGGAUUUCUCCAUCCGCAAUGUCUGGGCACAGACGCACGAGAUCAAGAUCCGUCGCGUCUCGGGUCCGCCACCAGCUGAGGCGCUGUCCUCUGUUUCGACUUCAAGUGAUGAUCACGAGUCCAGUGACGGAAACGGACCUGCUUCCCUUGCCAAACACCCAACGACCGCCUCCAUUCUGCGACUGCUUAAAAUUCUGCACAACCUCAAUGCCAACAUCGACGAUGUGAUUGUCGAGAAUAAGGCUACCUUGAAACUGAAUAUUGAGCCCUUGUCGCAGUUCGUCAAUACCAAGCUUACAGCCAAACUCAAUCGACAGCUGGAGGAACCGUUGAUCGUCGCCAGCAACUGCUUGCCAAGCUGGAGCGAGGACCUGGCUCGUCUGUAUCCUUUCCUCUUCCCUUUCGAGACGAGACACCUGUUCUUGCAGUCGACCUCAUUCGGUUAUGCCCGGUCCAUGAAUCGUUGGCAAAACGCGCAGCCACAAGAUGACCCCCGUCGGGGCCGCGAUGACCGUCCGUUCCUGGGGCGCCUCCAGCGGCAGAAGGUGCGUAUCUCGCGUUCAAAGAUUCUCGAGUCGGCCCUGAAGGUUAUGGAUCUGUAUGGUAGCUCUCAGAGCAUCCUGGAGGUUGAAUAUUUUGAGGAGGUUGGCACUGGUCUCGGCCCCACCCUGGAAUUCUACUCUACGGUGUCCAAGGAGUUCGCGACCAAGAGGCUGAAGAUGUGGCGGGACGCCGAUGGCUCACACGCCGACCCCGAUGAGUAUGUAUCUGCGCCCAAUGGUCUCUUCCCUCGGCCUUACGGGGAGGAUGGGUUCUCGAGUACCAGCGGAGAGCGUAUUCUACAGCUCUUUAGAACCCUGGGCAAGUUUGUGGCGAGAUCAAUGAUCGAUUCUCGUAUCAUUGACAUCAACCUGAACCCCAUCUUCUUCCGUAUUGGAGACGAGUCCUCAGGCAUCAAGCCAUCACUGGGAGCUAUGAAGCUUGUUGACCCGGUACUCGCCCGUUCACUGGUCCUCGUCAAGAAGUUUGCGUUGGCCAAGAAGGAGAUCGCCGAAGACCCCAACCGCAACGCAACGCAAAAGGUCAAUGAUAUCCAGGAGAUCACCAUCGACCAUGGUGUCCGGAUUGAGGAUUUAUCUCUGGACUUCACUUUGCCUGGCUAUGCCGACAUCGAGCUCGUGCCGAACGGAUCACAAGUCAUGUUGACCAUUGACAAUGUCGAUCAGUACCUUGACCGGGUGAUCGACAUGACACUCGGGAGCGGUGUCCGGCGACAAGUGGAUGCUUUCCGCACUGGUUUCUCUCAGGUAUUCCCCUAUCAAGCCCUCAGCGCCUUUACUCCCGAGGAGUUGUGCACUCUUUUCGGCCGCGUUGACGAGGAUUGGUCACUUGCCACUCUUAUGGAUUCUGUCAAGGCAGACCACGGUUUCAACAUGGACAGCAAGAGCGUGCGAAACUUGCUGCAAACGAUGAGCGAGUUCAACCCACCACAACGACGAGACUUCCUCCAAUUCACCACCGGCAGUCCCAAGCUACCAAUUGGAGGUUUCAAGAGUCUGACGCCCAUGUUUACGGUUGUAUGCAAGCCCAGCGAGGGUCCUUACAGCUCGGACGACUAUCUGCCCAGUGUGAUGACCUGCGUCAAUUACCUGAAGCUGCCCGACUAUACGGACAUCAACGUUCUGAAGAAGCAGCUCUACACUGCCAUGAGAGAGGGCCAAGGUGCCUUCCACCUCUCAUGA
Cryphonectria parasitica EP155 is the source of this 5181-nucleotide messenger RNA. RefSeq lists its product as uncharacterized. Gene Ontology annotation, biological process: proteasome-mediated ubiquitin-dependent protein catabolic process; protein polyubiquitination. Gene Ontology annotation, molecular function: ubiquitin protein ligase activity. Gene Ontology annotation, cellular component: nuclear speck. Bases 1 to 5181 code for a protein of 1726 amino acids. The transcript has 3 exons. The record is from RefSeq and is a predicted model, not a curated record. Lineage: Eukaryota; Fungi; Ascomycota; Sordariomycetes; Diaporthales; Cryphonectriaceae.